CAGGGCGCUGAUUCGGUGAUAGGUGCCAGCAGGGUGCCACCGCCGCUGGUGGUUGAAGCUGCUGGGGCAGCUGCGGUCCCUGCUCCCGGGAACCCGUCCCGGGCCCUCGACCUCCAGCCCCGCGCGCAGAGGGGUGGCAGUAUGAACGUGGGCACAGCGCACAGUGAGGUGAACCCCAACACGCGGGUGAUGAACAGCCGCGGCAUCUGGCUGUCCUACGUGCUGGCCAUCGGGCUCCUCCACGUCGUGCUGCUCAGCAUCCCCUUCGUGAGCGUCCCUGUCGUCUGGACCCUCACCAACCUCAUCCACAACAUGGGCAUGUACAUCUUCUUGCACACAGUGAAAGGGACGCCCUUCGAGACCCCGGACCAGGGCAAGGCCAGGUUGCUGACCCACUGGGAGCAGAUGGACUACGGGGUCCAGUUCACGGCCUCUCGGAAGUUCCUGACCAUCACACCCAUUGUGCUGUACUUCCUCACCAGCUUCUACACCAAGUACGACCAGAUCCACUUCGUCCUCAACACCGUGUCCUUGAUGAGCGUGCUCAUCCCCAAGCUGCCCCAGCUGCACGGGGUGCGCAUCUUUGGCAUCAAUAAGUACUGAGGCAGGGGAGGCGGACGCCCUCGCCGCGACGUGACGCUGAAGACGGAGCCCGGGAAGCUGCGGAGCCAGAGCGCCUCCUGGCCUAGUUUCCCCUCGCUUCCCCAGUAGCGACUUGGAUAGCUUGUAGCGGGGUUGACGUGGGCCCCUGGGCUCUAACCCUUUCUGAAUUUUUUGAUCUUUUCUUUUUGCCUUUUGAGUAGAGACUCCAUGGGGUGGUCAGGGAAGGGGCUGGGCUCUGGCUGACUGCAGACUUCGAGGUUGUUUACCCCUCACUAGUUUACCCAAAGCACUUUACCCCUGCGCAGGCAGCGAGGGACGGUACGCUUCUGGAUUGCCCCAUAGGUCUCAGUCUUAGGGUGGUGCUCGUGUUUUUGUACAGAUUGCAGGAAGUGUGUGGUGGUGCCCGACCCCUGUCUAACACAAGCCUCAGGACUGGGCCGCUCCCCUGCAGCCUGCCCGGGUAUGGGUGGGAGGUGAGCUGCUGCCGCCGGUCCCGGUGGAGGCUGGGAGAGGAAGUGGGGGGCCACACAGAUGGGGUGUAGAGGGCUCAGGUGGGGAGCUGGGCCCAGCGUCCUCUUCUGGGCUGUGGUUGGGAGGGCAGCGGGCUGGACGGUUGUUUCCCCGGUGGGAUGGAGGUGGAGCGGGGUGGGAGGCUGCUGCGGGUUUGAGGCUCCUGGGUUGGCGGGAGGGGUGGACGCACAGGAGGCCCGGCAGCCUUGGAAGCGCAAGUCCGGUUGGGCUCCGCCCUCUGUGGUGGUGUAGGGGUGUGGGGCGGGAAGCUUUGGCAGAAAUGAUGGGUGGUGGGGCCCCUGCUCACCCUGGUCCCAUAACCUGUGGGCAGGCACUGGGGCAGGGCCUCUGCAAGGCAUGCAGUGAGGGCCAGGGGGCCACCCCACACGAGGCUGCCGGGCUGCCGGACCGCUGCCCGAGCAGGGCACCGGAGAAGUGUGGAGUGGCUCCAGGCGCCACCCCUUCGUCCUGCAGGCCCUCAGCCUGGGCUGGACAGGAGCCCCCUGGCCCUGGCCCUGCGGCUGGGUGCCUCGCUGUGAGGAGCAGGGCCUGAGGAAGCGGGGCGGCCACUCACUCUGGUUUUGCCUCCUGGCCCUCCCCCUCACCCCGUGCAUCAUAGGGAACUUUCACCUUAAAAUCUUUCUAAGCAAAGUGUGAAUAGGAUUUUUACUCCCUUUGUACAGUAUUCUGAGAAACGCAAAUAAAGGGCGAUACGUUCCUGU
This is a messenger RNA of Chinchilla lanigera (long-tailed chinchilla), 1835 nucleotides long. It is a transcript of the gene Ormdl3, whose product is annotated as ORMDL sphingolipid biosynthesis regulator 3. NCBI's taxonomy places the organism in Eukaryota, Metazoa, Chordata, Mammalia, Rodentia, Chinchillidae. Gene Ontology annotation, biological process: negative regulation of ceramide biosynthetic process; intracellular sphingolipid homeostasis; ceramide metabolic process. The record is from RefSeq and is a predicted model, not a curated record. Gene Ontology annotation, cellular component: endoplasmic reticulum membrane. The transcript has 4 exons. Bases 142 to 603 code for a protein of 153 amino acids.